AUGGCUGCUCCACUAUCUCCCCACCCUGUCUAUCAUGACCCUAUCCCAACAUCGCGCCGCAACUCAAGUCGCAAGACCAUUGCUUGCCUCUCACGCACUGCCUCCAAUGUGGAAACUGCUCGCACCGUCUGCCCCAAGGACGGUGAUGCAUUCAGCUACGACCCUAUUCACUUACGCCAUUGGAACUGCCCUCAGCAACUCUGGGACUGUCUUCCCAAGCAAGUCCAGUCUAGCCUAACUGAUGUUCAGCGUGCAGGCGCCGCUGUUCUGACUGGCUUCGCGCGUCUUGACCAGCACUUCGACAGCUUCGAAGUCGACCCCAAGGCUGCUGGAGACGAGCUUCUGGUUCACCUCGACGAACUCCCUCCUCCCAAAUUCCGCACAAUCAGCAACGCUAGCAGUGUAUUCCAAUCUGACUCGUCCUCGCCUCUCACUACUGCAUCAACAGCCUCUCAGUCAGGAAGUGCCUCACCUACGACUCCGGCUUUCUCUGGCGUAUCUGGAUCUCAAAUCAUGUGCCCUGGUUCACCCAUUUGCCUAGGGCCCCCAGAGCUCUCUCGCUCACGUGAGCGCUCCUUCUCUACGCCGCUGAGGUCGCACGACGCCAAGUAUGCUGCUGAGCUGUCGCACCUGCGAACUGAGGCCCUUCCCCGUCUACGUCACAAGUCUUACAAGGUCGAUACAGAGUGGCAGGAGGCUAAGCGUGCUAAGGGUGCCCUCUCCUCCGACGACAUCAAUGCUUUCGAGAACUUCUGGGCCGAGAAGAAGUUGCUGAUCCUUAGUCUCAACGAACGCGGCAAGCGCCUUGCAAGCGCCGCCGGUCUUGCCACCACCGGACUCGGCUGGUGCGCCCCAUAG
Molecule: messenger RNA, 858 nt
Organism: Alternaria postmessia
Lineage: Eukaryota; Fungi; Ascomycota; Dothideomycetes; Pleosporales; Pleosporaceae
Exons: 2
Coding region: 1-858 (285 amino acids)
Source: RefSeq, a predicted model, not a curated record